Messenger RNA from Striga asiatica, 624 nucleotides. The record is from the annotation of a GenBank genome assembly. Lineage: Eukaryota; Viridiplantae; Streptophyta; Magnoliopsida; Lamiales; Orobanchaceae.
AUGACAGAGGACAAAGAUUUCAGACUUGGGAAUGCAAAAGUGUUGGUUGGCCGAUGGAAGAAAACUGGGAGCAGGCAACGGAACAGAACUGCUGGAGCUAGAUUUAUCCGAUGGUUCCAUGGCACCAUUUGUGCUGGUAACAGUGUUACUUCUGAAAGCAAGAGUUGCAAUGACACGCUGCAAUUCUUUCAUUCUCAGCUGGAACUCAAAUAUGCUCUGCAAAAAGCACUCAGCACUAAGUGUAUUCACUAUACUUCAAAGGGCAAAGUUUCAACUUAUGAAUACAUUUACUUGCAUCUCACUCGAUCUCCUCAGCUUGAUGCUAAAAAGACAGCAGAUUCUAGGAAAAAAAGCGUCAUCUCGAGAAAGGUCGGAAUCGGCGGCGUCGGAUACUCCGGAAAUAACGCCAGAGACUUCUUUCUCGACCGUGCGGUGGUUCGCGCGGAUCGUCUUCUUGACUCCGCCACUUUCGACGGAGAAGCAGCCGCGGUGGAGUGGCCGCCGUUGGGGAGUGGUAAGCGGAGGCAGAAUUGGGGUAUUCGCAGCACGGCAUCUGCUCUAAAAACAGCCUGGACCGUGUCGUGGGCAGGUCCGGCCCACCCUCCCCUCCCCCAUUCAAAUUAG